Molecule: messenger RNA, 397 nt
Organism: Bactrocera dorsalis (oriental fruit fly)
Lineage: Eukaryota; Metazoa; Arthropoda; Insecta; Diptera; Tephritidae
Gene: Ccdc56
Product: cytochrome c oxidase assembly factor 3, mitochondrial
Exons: 1
Coding region: 1-273 (90 amino acids)
Biological process (GO): mitochondrial respiratory chain complex IV assembly
Cellular component (GO): mitochondrial inner membrane
Source: RefSeq, a predicted model, not a curated record
AUGUCAGCCGCUCCUGAUGGUAAAUUGCCCAAUAUCAAAUUCGAUGGUAAUGCACCGAAGUUGGAUAAAGCGCAACUAGAGUUUAUGAAAAUCAUCGAACAACAAAAUUUGGUGCGUGUGGAAAAGUUGCAGCGCAUACGUAGAAAUAACCUGAUUACAGCCGGCAUCUUGGGCGCAUCCGUGUUGGGUAUAUAUGCCUACUCAAUGCUAUCAGUGCAACAAGAAGAUUUCUUAGAUGAUUUUGAGGAACCGAAAAAAGUUUCAAAACAAUAAGAACUAGUUACAUAAAGUUAUAUUUAGUUUUAAGACAAGCACACAGCAAGCGAAAGAAAAGUUUGUAUUGUGUAAUUUAGCAUUAUCUUUGGGAGUUCCUCAUUUUUUGUUGCAAACAGAGUAA